GUUUUCCUUUUUCGUUGUGAUCCAUCAUCUUUUACUUUUAUCCGAGAAUAAAGCGGAUGCCAAAUAAUUUUCAUGCGCCUACAUCUCUCUAGAAGAAGCUUUCGUCCAGCCUACAAGUACAUGUACUUCUAGAAAUAAGCCUAGAAAUAAUCACAUCAAGAUACUAGGACCGCUUUAGCAACAGUAUGUGACAUGCAUAUCAAAAUAAAAACCAUCGGAGAACUUCGCAAAAGAACCACGGCAUGACAACGACUCCAGCUGGCGCAGCGGCCACAUCAAAGCCAGUGGCCGCGGCGGAUUCUCGUGCUGCUGCGGGCACAACAGCUGUCGGAGCGGCCGGAGUUGCAAAUAAAGCAGCGUCCUCUCCGACGGCACCCGUAGUACAACCUGGUCAGCAAGCCGCCGUCCGAGUGGGCACCUCCGCGGCGACUUCUUCAUCCAGCAAUGGGGCUGCAGCCGGGACUAGUUCUUCAACCGGAGCUGCAGCACAAGCGGCAAAUAACAGCAACGGAAAUUAUCCGACGAAUUCUAGCACAACGACAAUGCAGCAGUCAGCAGCACCAGCAGCUCCCCGCCCGGGCGCAGUCUACCUGAACGCAACAAGCAACACGAAGUCCCCGGAUUGCUUCGUCGCGGAAUCGGCAAAUAUGAUGAAGGUUUUAGACGAAGAUUAUCCGGUGGAGUCGGAGCAGGGCAUGCGGGUGCGGGCGGACAUCCAGCGAAACAUCGAAAAGCGGUUAAAUGACUGGCUGUUUCGGAUCUCGCCCAAGGACGGGGUGGAGCGGAAAGGUAUACUAUAGGGUGUGCUGUUCUUGUGUUGAGUGUAGAUGGUAGUAGGACUUGCUUAUUUAUUUCUACUGGUGAAGUGCUUUUUGGUUUUUUUUGUGCAUGACCAAUGUCGUUGAAGGGACUACACCAGAACGCAUCAGAAACUUUCGAUGAAAAAUUUAUCCGUAGAAUCAGAAGUACAGUACUGAAUAUGGUCUCAGGAUCAUGAGCGUCGACCGUAUUUUUGUUUUUUACAACUAACUCCUACUCCACGUCGACCAAAUUACUAAAAUUAUCAGGCAAAGUGUGCACCAUCGGGUCUUCCAUGCUUGGUGUAAUUAACCACUCCUCCGACAUCGACCUGGUGUGUGUGGUCCCCCAACUCCCAAAUUUCGGCUGGACGGAGCAGGGCGGCAACCGGUUGCGGGACUACUUCCUCUCCAACUUCGGCGACCUACUGUCCAAUCUGCCCGAAGUCCGAGAUUUUUACCGGAUCGAUACCGCCGCGAACCCGACGUUAUCGCUGAGAUGGAACAACGUUGACGUGGACAUUUUGUUCUGCGACUUGGCGUAUGCACCGCAAAAGUAUCGUACUAGUAUAAAAUUGCAUGACAAAUUUUUCCAAGGAACAAAAAUGCAAUUUGUCAUGCUAUUUCAGGUAGAAAGUUGGACUUGUCAUGCAUAUCUGCAAUUAGUACGAGCGCGGUACUUUUGCACAGGAUAUGGCGGUGACCAGUGUCGACACGAAAAUUUCCGCGUUGCUCCAGUCCCCGGACAACAUCGACAGCGACGACUUGUUAUGCAUUGCAAAUAUGUCUGGGUCUGAAAACUUGUGAUGCUGAACUGUGGAUGACUGAAAUAUUUGCCAAUGCAGCCAAGCAUGACAAGUUUGCAGAACGCUCUCUCAUGCUCAUUCCGCAUGAGAAACUGCGCUUUUGUAUGACCAAAGAGGGCGUCUUUUUUGUUAGUCAUGCAAUACAGAUUUUACAGGAGUGUAGGACUAGCAUCACAAGUUGCAUUCUUCCAGACCCAGACAUCUUUGCAAUGCAUACUUGUUAAUUGAUCUCGACGCCCCCGCGCAGCGGGCGCUAAACGGGAUCCGGGUGACGAAUUUUUUGCAAAAGUACGUGACCACGACGAGUUAUGGAUCUGUCAGGAUUGAAAUCGUCAAAGUUGAAAUGAUUUGCCAUGCAGAAAAUGCAAGGCAUGAAGUGCCUGUCUUGCCGGGAUGGCAAGUGAGGCAGAUUGUAAGCCUAUUUAGGGUUUGGGAUAGAGCUGCUAAAAGAGCACGACAAAAGCAGUCUUCUGUGCCCAAACAGCAUGACAAAUUGGAUUUUGGUGCUCCGAAAAUUUGUCAUGCGCCGCUUGGAAAUUGGGCUUCCAACUGGUAUCCAUUUUAUGCAUGACAAAUCAUUUCAACUUUGACGAUUUCAAACCUGACGCUUCCAUACGAGUCCGUAUGAGAAAAAAAAUGUCGUGCCGGACUACGAGACGAAGAUUCACAACCUGAAAAAGUUCCGAAACGUGCUUCGGUUCAUCAAGUGCUGGGCCAAGCGGCGGGGAAUUUAUUCCAACAUUUGUGGCUACUUCGGCGGGAUCACGUGGGCGAUCUUGGUGGUAUCAAAUGCAAAAAUGUCUGGGUCUGGAGGAGUGCUAGUUUGUCAUGCUUGUCUGGCAUGACUCGAGAAUCUGUGUUGCAGAGGCACGAAAAGGCCCUCUUACCUGUCAUGCAAAAACGCUGUUUGCCAUGCGGAAUACGCAACACAUGGCAGCCAAAAAAUUUGUCAUGCAUAGCUGCGUUUUGCAGUGCGUCUAUCAUUCACUUUCAGCAUUACAAGUUUCCAGACCCAGACAUUUUUGCAGUUGAUAGGUGGCUUUUGUGUGCAAGAAGUACCAAAAAUUGACGGAAGCGCAUUUGGUUUUCAAGUUUUUCGAAUUGUAUUCGAAUUGGGACUGGGACAAAAAGCCACUGAUCCUGCGCGCGAUCCCGAUGCAGCCGGUGGUGUCCGAUAUGAGCUACCUGCACCGGAUCAGCAAAAAGCACUCCUUUGACCAGGGUAAUUUCCAGCACAUGGCGGUCGUGACGCCGGCAUUUCCCUGCAUGAUAUCAAAUGUAAAAAUGUCUGGGUCUGGAAGAUUGUAGACUUGUCAUGCAGAUUGUCCAUGACCCAUGAGGUCUGGAAUGCGGGGCUUAGCAUGACCGACUCUGCGAGGUCUCUGCCAUGCCUAUUCUGCAUGAGAAACUCCCUUCCAACUUGAUCAAUAGUGGACAGCUUUUGGCAUUCAUGCAACACAGAUUUUUGCAUGCUUCAGAUUUACCAUGACAAGUUACAAUUUUCCAGACCCAGACAUUUUUGCAAUCCAUACAUGAACACCUGUUACAACGUGAUAUCACACAGAAAAAAGCAGGCAGGUCAUAUGUCUUGUAAACGCAAAAACAAAUACACAGAAAACCUGUAUUGCGUAUCCUAAACAGCAUGCUUAUAUGGGGCCGCCCAUGUUGACAAGUUCAAGUUAUGUAUUUUUGCAUUACAUCAACCAAUAUGCCCUGCCAGCUUUUUUCUCUGGGAUACGUGACCGAGUCCACAAAGGAGAUUUUGAUCAAACAACUCACCCGGAGCUUCACCCAGUGUAAAGUGAUUGAAGAGAUGCUUUUGAAGCCGAAGGAGUUCUCCGAGUUCUCGGAGGAGGAAAGAAAAACGAAAACUCUCCCCUCCUUAUGGCGCGAGAUGUACCAGCCAGUGCCUUUUUUUCUAGACUACAGCUACUACUUACGGAUCGAGGUGCGACACGACAUCAACAAGCAGCGGUUUCUGAAGCUGCGCGGGUUUACGGAGGCGAAUUAUCCCACGAAAAAACUGUUUCACUGUGGUGAUUUUGCAAGAUCUGCAUCUUCACAGCUUUUUAUACACAUGACACAGAAAAUUUGCCAUGCGCGCUUCCCAAGGGAAAACACGCGUGAAAAUCCAAUGUCUUGCAGGUGCAGCAAGACAAACAUUUUGGUGUUUCGUUUUCUGCGUCACAAGUUCACAGUGAAACAGUUUUUUCUUGCGAUACGAAUUUGAGGAAGUUGAUUGCGGAGUUUGAUGCCUUCCGGUAUCAAAUGCAAAAAUGUCUGGGUCUGGAAGGAUGCAACUUGUGAUGCUAACUUUGGACUCUAAAAAAAUCUGUAUUGCAUGACCAGCAAGAAGAGUCUAGUUUGUGCUACGCGGGGAGGGCAUUUGUCAUGCGGAGUAGGCACCAGGAAGCCCUCUAAGAAUCUGUGAUGCUAGGCCGUGCAUUACAGACGUCCUGGGUCAAGCAAAAUAUGCAUGACAAACCCGGCAACAUUCCAGACCCACACACUUUUGCAUUUGAUAUCCGGGAGCAAAAGAACAAGUUUAUUUUCGAAACUGCGCUCUACCCCUACGAGUUCCAGCAGGACUGCGAAAACUGGCAGAAUUCCACGGGCACUCUAGAACGGAAGAAGGCGAAAUACGGCACCAGUUGGUAUUUCGGAAUGAACUGUCACGUCAACAAUCGGGCAGCAGCUUCUGGUGGAGGUGCAGCUUCUGGCGGGGACAUGAUGAUGAAAACAUCAAGUCAGUCGAUGAACAAAAACAACACAACGAUCGACAAGUUUCAGUCCGCAAUUUCUACUUCGGAACCAAUAAACAAGCCGCAUAAAAGUAGAAACCAGUAUUUGGAUCUGCGGCAGACACUGUACAACUGGAUCGACCUGGUUGCGCCGGCCUUUGACAAGGAUGGGUAUGCGGAGUUGGGUAUCAACUGUAAAAAUGUCUGGGUCUGGAAGAAUGCAUGUUUGUCAUGCUUGUCUGGCAUGACUCUUUAAUCUGUCAUGCACGUUGCCCAAGAGCUCAGCUUUUCUGUGAUGCAGAAAGGUAGUUUGUCAUGCAGAAUAGACAACACCUAGAAGCUCAGAAACUUGUCAUGCUGAGCCAGCAUUUGUGGCCUCAUCAUGAGACGCCAUCCAGCAUCACAAAUUUCCAGACCCAGACAUUUUUACAUUUGAUAUUGGGGUUUGACGUGUUUCCGAUGGAGAAAAUCCCGCUAAAGAAGUAUGAAUUGCAAAAGUAUCGUACUCGUAUAAAUGCAUUACAAAUUUCUGCAGCAUGAAAAAUAAAACGUGUAAUGCUUAUUCACCUUAAAAAAAAGACUUGUAAUGCAUGACUGCAAUACGAGUGCGAUACUUUUGCACAGGAUAAGAAGGACCGGCCGGACAUUCUGAAAUCAAACUCCAGUACCACUCUGGUACACAUGUUUGGCAACAAUAAUCAGGUUCUCGUAGGCGCUGCUGCGGGGAACAACGUGAACGGAACUUCUGGGAAUAAUAAUUCGACCACCAUCACAAGGAAGUUGGCUGGUGCGACUACGGCUUUAAAGAAUGCGUUGACAAAUAAUGCAGGGGUGGCGGCCGCGCCACCAGCAAAUAAUAAUAAAGCCGGUGUAGUGCCAGCGGCGGGUUUUCCGAAGCAGGUCAACACGGGGGAAACAAGUACAACUGCGAAUAAAACGAAUAUUGUUCCCAUUGCGCCCAGUGCUGAUAUGACCACGACAGGCCCUGCGGCUGGUUCUUCUUCUAACACGACGACUACCAGUGCAACGAACAAAACGCCGAAGAACAACGGUGCUCCCGCGAAGAUCUUUGUAGAGUCAACGGUUAAAGAUAAAGAUGUUGUGGAAAUGAAUAACGGCGCAGCACUGGCGGUAAAAAAAGCGGUACAACUAGAAGCUACACCAGCCGAGAAUCUUCGUAGCGCCCCACGAGGAGGACCUGCAGCGCCCACGGCAAGAACUGUGACGAAUGGAACAAAGAGCGUCGAGGAACUACAAAUAGAAGUACCGGGCGUAGUACCUCCACCUUCCUCCACAGUUGUUGGUACCUCCAUGACCGCCAGCACAACCGCAACACAGACAGCGGUACCUACUAAAUCAGGGGGAGCGCCGCCUGGGGGAGCGAGUACGGAGAAAAUGAAUGAUGAAGCAGGUGGAGAAAAACAAAAAGCAGGAGCAGCUUGUUCGGCUGAGGUGGUCGUAGAAGUUGAUGUUGUCCCGAAAGUUGUAGAGGCUCCUGCGGAGGAGAAUAAGGGAAUAAAGCAGGAUCAACAUGUCGAUGUUGUGGGCAACAUGGGUACGAUUAGCACCUCCACUGCUGACGUGCAAGAUGAACAGGUUGUUUCCGCUGAUGGCACAACAACAACAUCUUCAACGGCUCCUGUAACGAAAAUAAGCCAAACUUCAUUGAAACGGUCCAAGCCUACUUCCUCAGAUGCAGCAGAUAGCAGUCCUGGUGGGGGUUCUGGUAAGAAGGAGCCUGCGGCAAAAAGACCCUCGGAAGCGAAAGAGUUCGUGGAAAAAAAAGUAGAAGUUUUGAAAAUGCCGGAGACGCAGUAGUAGUUCGAAAGAAAGCGGAGCAGUUGUAUACACUUUUUGACUAAUUAUACCCUCGAUGCAGUUUUUUAAUCAUUACCCACGAUCGAUGCGGUUCAUUCACAAGCCUCCAUGAUUGAAGCGACACCUUGAUUUGAUUGAUUGAAGAGAACUCAGAAUGUGACGAAGAUACGCAUUCUGACACGAAUGAAUCUAUCAGACCAGCAGCAGAGCGCGACCGUUUAUUCGCGCAGCAGCUUUCAGAAAAGG
This is a messenger RNA of Amoebophrya sp. A120, 6408 nucleotides long. Lineage: Eukaryota; Dinophyceae; Syndiniales; Amoebophryaceae. The record is from the annotation of a GenBank genome assembly.